AUGUACUGGAUAAAGACUGAUGAUUUAAAACAAUGCCAGAAUGCUUUGUAUCACAAGUUACAUCACACUUGUCAUGAAGAAGAAAUCUCAGGUGAGAAGUUGUAUGAAUUGUGUACAACCUUGAACUCCAGUUCACAGCUCAGGAAGCAUAAACCUAUUCACACAGGUGAGAAAGCACAUGAAUGUGGGAAACCUUUCAUCUCCCAGUCAUAUCUCACUGUGCACCAGAGACCUUACACAAUUGGCAAGUCCUAUCAAUGUAAUGUAUGUGGGAGCAGUUUCUUUGCAAAGUCAGAUCUUAAGACAAAUCAGAAAAUUCAUACAAGUGAGAAGACAUAUGAGUACACUGAAUGUGGUAAAGUCUUUAUCUUUCAGUCAGAUCCCACUGUGCAUCAGAGAACUCACACAGGUGAAAAGCCACAUGAAUGUACUGCAUGUGGUAAAGCUUUCAUCUCCAAGUCAUAUCUCGCUAUGCAUCAGAGAACUCACACAGGUGAAAAGCCAUAUGAAUGUACUGCAUGUGGGAAACCUUUCAUCUCCACAUCACAGCUUACUAUCCAUCAGAGAACUCACACAGGUGAAAAGCCAUAUGAAUGCACUGCAUGUGGGAAAACUUUCAUCUUCAAGUCACAGCUCACUAUACAUCAGAGAAUUCACACAGGUGAAAAGCCAUAUGAAUGUACUGCAUGUGGGAAGGCUUUUAUUACCAAGUCAGAGCUUAAUAAGCAUCAGAGAACUCACACAGGUGAAAAACCACAUGAAUGUAUUCUAUGUGCCAAGGCUUUCAACCUCAUGUCACAACUCACUAUACAUCAGAGAACUUACACAGGUGAAAAGCCAUAUGAAUGCACUGCAUGUGGGAAAGCUUUUGUGUCCAAGUCAAAACUCAAUAGGCAUCGGAGAAUUCAUACAGGUGAAAAGCCUUAUGAAUGCACUGCAUGUGGGAAAGUGUUUACGUCCAAGUCAAAACUCACUGUACAUCAGAGAAUUCACACAGGUGAAAAACCAUAUGAAUGUACCGAAUGAGGGAAAGCUUUCAGCACCACAUCACAGCUCACUAUGCAUCAUAGAACUCACACAGGUGAAAAGCCGUAUGAUUGUACUGAAUGUGGGAAAACAUUUAUUACCAAGUCUAAUCUUAAUAAACAUCAGAGAACUCACACAGGUGAGAAGCCAUGUGAAUAUACUUCAUGUGGGGAAGCUUUCAUUACCUAG
Jaculus jaculus (lesser Egyptian jerboa) is the source of this 1215-nucleotide messenger RNA. Its product is annotated as zinc finger protein 33B-like. The record is from RefSeq and is a predicted model, not a curated record. The transcript is spliced from 2 exons. Gene Ontology annotation, biological process: regulation of transcription by RNA polymerase II. Gene Ontology annotation, molecular function: DNA-binding transcription factor activity, RNA polymerase II-specific; RNA polymerase II cis-regulatory region sequence-specific DNA binding. NCBI's taxonomy places the organism in Eukaryota, Metazoa, Chordata, Mammalia, Rodentia, Dipodidae. Gene Ontology annotation, cellular component: transcription regulator complex; PcG protein complex.